GGUCAGUGCAGUCUGCAUGUAUUCCGGGCUAGUCCGCGUUGGUCAGUCAGCUCGCUGCCGGGGGAACCCAGGGGCCGAAUGAAGAAACACAUCCUGCUUCUGUUCACCUACAGAGGACUGAAGAGGAAAGGAAAGAAGAGCAAGAGGAGAAAAUGGAGCAGUUUAUAUUACGGAACGCAGAACCAAAGGACGUCUCAGACAUACUGCGACUCAUAAAGGAACUCGCCAAGUUUGAGGAAAUGGAAGAACAGGUCGUUCUGACCGAGAAAGAGCUGCUGGAGGACGGCUUCGGAGAGCAUCCAUUCUACCACUGCGUGGUGGCAGAAGUACCUGAGGAGAAACAGACCCCAGAGGGUUACAGAGUGGUUGGCUUUGCCAUGUACUACUUCACCUACGACCCCUGGAUCGGGAAGCUGCUCUACCUGGAAGAUUUCUACGUCAUGAAGGAGUUCAGAGGUUAUGGAAUCGGCUCUGAAAUCCUGAAGCGGCUCAGUGAGAUGGCGGUGAAGUGUCGCUGCAGCAGUAUGCACUUCAUUGUGGCCGAGUGGAACAAACAGUCCAUCGAGUUUUAUAAGCGGCGCGGAGCUGCUGACCUCUCGCAUGAGGAGGGCUGGAGACUGUUUGAGAUUGGCAAGCAGAGUCUGCUCAAAAUGUCCGCAAAGUAGAGCGACCGCAGCGGACAGUGACCGAAUCUUGCCCAGCUUGACCUCCAUCUGUUUACUGCUCAGUUUUACUUGUUCUCUGUGUUCAAAACCAAUAACGCAAACAUUUAAUCCUUCACUGUGAUUCAUUCUUCACUAUUUACUUGUGUGUGAACUUGUUAUUACUGUAAUAAAUAAGUGUUAACAGUAA
This is a messenger RNA of Colossoma macropomum (tambaqui), 852 nucleotides long. It is a transcript of the gene sat1a.2, whose product is annotated as spermidine/spermine N1-acetyltransferase 1a, duplicate 2. The record is from RefSeq and is a predicted model, not a curated record. Lineage: Eukaryota; Metazoa; Chordata; Actinopteri; Characiformes; Serrasalmidae. The coding region runs from base 153 to 665 and encodes 170 amino acids. Gene Ontology annotation, molecular function: N-acetyltransferase activity. The transcript is spliced from 6 exons.